Cryphonectria parasitica EP155 is the source of this 1308-nucleotide messenger RNA. RefSeq lists its product as uncharacterized. The transcript has 5 exons. The coding region runs from base 141 to 1244 and encodes 367 amino acids. The record is from RefSeq and is a predicted model, not a curated record. Lineage: Eukaryota; Fungi; Ascomycota; Sordariomycetes; Diaporthales; Cryphonectriaceae.
GUGGGGAGAAACUAGACAUCCUCUCUGAAAGUCGUGAGAAUAUCCCUCUUUUCCAACUUUUCUACACGAGAAUUAUCCAUGUGGCCCUCGUAUAGUACUCCAAUGCUAUACGUGGGAAAUAGCACGACAGGAUACGAACUAUGUCGGCAUUGUACGAUCUGGUCGGUUUGGCCGAGAAUCUCCAUGAACCGGAGCCCCCCCUAAACCAUAGGCCUGUUGCAUUCGGCCUGAUCAUUUCGUUGAUGGUCGUUUCUGUCUUAUGUGCUUGUGCGAGGUUAUACGUUCGGUUCAAGAUCACAAGGUGUCCGGGUUGGGAUGAUGUGUUUGUCAUCUUGUCUGUGAUCACAGGGACGAGCUUGGCCAUCUCCGUGCUGGUCGGCUUCGAUUAUCACAUGGGAGAACACUUGGUUAGCUUCCUAACCCCAGAUCCCACGUCAAUCGAGGACUUUAUCAAGACCAUCUACGUCUCGAGCGCCCUCUACACCACCUCUACAACCCUCAUCAAGAUCGCCAUCCUUCUACAGUACCUGCGGGUCUUCGCCGAGAAGUCCAGAUAUCGCAUGGCUGCCAAGAUCCUGCUGAUAAUCGUUGCGCUGUGGGGAUCAGCCUUCUCCUUCGUCUCGUGGUUUCCUGCUUUCCCCAUCUCGGCCAUAUGGGACUUCGCCAAUACGUCGGCAAUCAGAUUUGGAUUUUCCAGCCUGAAUCCCAACGAGACCCUCGGCGCAUACCUCGCUCUCAGUGCGACGAAUAUGUUGCUUGAUCUUGCGAUGCUGGCCAUUAUCUUGCCAUACCUCGUGACAGGAGUUGUGGCUUCCAACUCUAGGCUGUAUAUGACGUGCCUGGUUCUUGUUGGGGUUAUUAUCAAUUUGGUCUCGCUCAUCCGUCUCGUCCAGAUCAUCCAGUCGAGGGGUGGCACCUACCCGAACCUCGACCCGACCUGGUAUCUCUGUAGCCCCAUCGUCCUGUCCUCCCUCGAGGUCAGCCUCGCCAUUGUCGCCGCCUCGCUGCCCGUGUUCUGGCCCGUCCUAAAGCACAACUGCGGUCACAUUUUCGUGACGACCGAGAUCACGGUCACGCAGGAGGAUAGCCAGGCCAGGGAUCACAAGACGGCUUGGGAGGAAAUGCACCCGUGGAGCGCUGGUCCGGAUCCUGAGAGCCAGACUGGCACGGGAUCGAUAUCACCGCAGAGAAAGAGGAGCACGGAGACGGAUCGAGAGACGCUUAUCGGGUCCAGAGGGUCGUGAGGGUCAGGGAAGUUGAUGUUUCAUUAGCCUUAUCAUGAGUAUGGAAUGUAUUUGCAAUGAUGGU